AUGCCUGCGCAAAACCCCGGCCAGGUCGCGCAGCUUCUGCUCAGCUUGGAGGCUGCCCGGAAACAGGACAAAGGCGCGAAGAAGCGAACCUACACCUGCAAGAAGUCCACCUUUAACGUCGCGGGCACCAAGAACAUGACCGUGGACUCGUGGAAGUUUAACGACUGGGAUUACAAGAGCAAGGACCUCCCUACAUAUGCUCGUGGACUGUUCACCACUAGGCGCAAAGAUGGUCAGGCCGAGAUCGCAGUGCGAGGCUACGACAAGUUCUUCAAUAUCGACGAGACCAACAACACCAAGUGGGGGAAUAUUGAGAACAACACCAAGGGUCCAUAUGAGUUGAGUGUGAAAGAGAAUGGAUGUAUCAUUUUCAUCGCUGGUUUGGAGAACGACAAGCUGCUCGUUUGCAGCAAGCAUUCAACUGGUGUUCGAGAUGAUGUCAAUGUCAGCCACGCACAGGCCGGUGAGCGCUGGGUUGAGCGUCAUGUCGCGUCCGUUGGCAAGUCCUCAAAGGACCUUGCAAGGAAGUUGCGUGAGUUGAACGUCACCGCAGUCGGAGAGCUUUGCGACGAUAGCUUCGAGGAGCAUGUUCUCGCUUAUGACGAGGCUGCGUCUGGUAUCUACCUUCACGGUCUCAACUACAACCUCCCUCAAUUUGCGACGAUGUCUGGAGAGCGAGUACAUGAGUUUGCGGAUGAGUGGGGGUUCAAGAAAGCCAAGUUCGAGGUUCGAGAUGACAUAGAAUCCGUCAAGAGCUUCCUCGAAGGAUGCGCCGAAACAGGUACCUGGGAUGGCCGUGAGACCGAAGGCUUCGUGAUUCGAUGCCAGAUGAGUGAAAAUGGUGGGCCUUACAGUGACUGGUUCUUCAAGUACAAGUUCGAGGAACCUUACUUGAUGUACCGCCAGUGGCGUGAAUGCACCAAGGCCGUCAUCGCAGGGAAGCUCCCCAAAAUCAAGAAGCAUGAGAAGAUCACCGAAGAGUAUCUCCAGUUUGCGCGGAGGCAGUUCAUCAGAGAUCCCAAACUCGCCAGGGAAUAUAAUCACAACCACGGCAUCAUUGGCAUGCGAGAAGCUUUCUUGAAAGAGCGUGGAUUGAAGGGAUCUGAGAUUAUUGCCUUGGAAACCGAAGAGAAGAAGAGUGGGAAAGAAACAACCAAGAACGUCAUUCUUGCUCCUGUCGCCUCGUUGGGAUGUGGAAAGACUACUGUUGCUCUCGCUUUGGUGCACCUCUUCGGAUGGGGUCACGUCCAAAACGACAACAUCCCCAAGCAGAAGAACAAGCCUAAGAAGUUCGCCUUUGAAAUCGCGAGCGCCAUGUCAGAGCAACCCGUCGUGAUCGCGGAUCGGAACAAUCACCAGCGCCGCGAGCGCAAGCAGCUGAUGGAAGACAUCUUCCCAGUCAUCAGUGACUCACAGUUCGUGGCUCUUCACUACGUUCACGAGCCCAAGCGCGACCUACUUCCUUCCAUCAAGGAAUUAACCCGAAAGCGAGUCCUGGACCGUGGAAACAACCACCAAACCAUCCGAGCGGGCACAUCCAGCAGAGAAGAAAUCAUCGGAAUCAUGGACGGCUUCCUGGCCCGCUUCGAAGGCAUCGACACAAGCCGCGACCCAGACGAACACUUCGACCAUGUAAUCGACCUAGACGUCUGCGCCUCCUCGCGCGAGAACCUCGAAGCCAUCGUCCAUGCCCUGCACGACAUAUACCCGCUCCUGGUCCCCGAGAUCCCAACCCCCGAAGACCUAGACAACGCCAUCUCCGCCGCAAUGCACGACUACGAAGUCCAGAAGGACCUAAGUGCCGGCUACUCCAUGCCCAAGAAGUCCGGACCCAGCAACCAAAUCUCACCCGGCAAGCUCUCCCCUCCCCUCCUAGCCCGCAAAAUCGAAUACUUCGGCAUCUCCGUGCCCUCCUCGUCAAUCACAAGUACACUCCAAGCUCUAUUCCAAAACAAAUCCCCCGAAGUCGCAAAAUUCUACAACCACCUCGUCAACUCUCGCCGCAUCCAACCAGCCUUCCAUGUAACACUGAUCCACCGAGCAUCGCGCGAGGACCACAAAGCUAUCUGGGACCGCUACGCAAAAUCCUACAUCGACGUUCUCACCAAGAACCCCGUAUCCGACCCCAUCGCCACCCCUCCGUCCCUGGGUCCUGCGCGCGUCCGUCUCGAGCGUCUGGUUUGGGAUAACCGGAUCAUGACGUUCGUCGCGCGCAUUCUCCCUGCUGAAGGGGAGGUUGACGAGCUCCCUUGUGCCAACGCUAUUGCGCAUAUCACUGUUGGAACGGCGAGUGCGGAUGUUAAACCGAAGGAGAGUAAUGAUUUGUUGCAGAGGUGGGUCGAGGUUGGCUCGGGUGUGGAGAGUGGGAUUUCCGAGGCUGAAGUUACCGGAGUGAAGGUUGUUGAGGGAGUUGUUGGGGUUACUAUGACGCGUGGGAAGUAUUAG
Messenger RNA from Penicillium cinerascens, 2445 nucleotides. RefSeq names its product tRNA ligase. Bases 1 to 2445 code for a protein of 814 amino acids. The record is from RefSeq and is a predicted model, not a curated record. Gene Ontology annotation, cellular component: nuclear inner membrane. Gene Ontology annotation, molecular function: GTP-dependent polyribonucleotide 5'-hydroxyl-kinase activity; RNA ligase (ATP) activity; ATP binding. The transcript has a single exon. Lineage: Eukaryota; Fungi; Ascomycota; Eurotiomycetes; Eurotiales; Aspergillaceae. Gene Ontology annotation, biological process: tRNA splicing, via endonucleolytic cleavage and ligation.